Messenger RNA from Cylindrotheca closterium, 1248 nucleotides. The record is from the annotation of a GenBank genome assembly. NCBI's taxonomy places the organism in Eukaryota, Bacillariophyta, Bacillariophyceae, Bacillariales, Bacillariaceae.
AUGAAAGAGCCAUGGUCGAAACGACACAAGCAUGAAUUCAAAGGCACCAAGUUUAGCCUCUCCAAUUCCUUUGCUCAGCCAUUGUCGCAACCAGAACUGGUCGAAUUUAUUGUUCAACAGGAUGAUUCAUCGUCAUGCCACAAUGACUUGUUGGAAAUGUAUCAGAACCAUGACUUGGAAUAUGUUCCAAAUGGAGGAUCUCUUGAUCUGCGACAAGAUAUUGCCAAUGUGGUUUACAAUCAAGACAAGAAUGAGGAUCAAGAGCCGAUGACAGCCGACAAUGUAUUGGUCUUUCCUGGCGCCCAAGUCGCUCUUCAGACUGCCGCAUUGGCAUUUGCUAGAGAUUGCCAUUCCAUUGUCUUUACACCUGGAUAUCAGUCGACGGUAGAAUCUCCGGACUGGGCCAAGACCUCACAGGGUACCACUCAGAUUCCACGAUCACCCGAAAACAAUUGGCAAGUCGAUCCGGAAAAACUGAAGGAAGCCAUGCAACCCAACACCAAAUUUCUAAUUCUAAAUGAGCCACAUAAUCCUAGUGGAAUCAUCAUGAGCAGGGAGCUUCAGGCGCAAGUAAUUGAGAUCUGUCGAGAACACGAUAUUGUCAUUCUAUGUGACGAAGUCUAUCGAUUGUUGGAACACGACCAUGAUGAUACUGACGGGAGCAAGACUAUACAUACUACCUCAUCGUCGUCGUCGUCGUUGCGCAUCCCUUCCAUGGCCAAUGCCUACGAAAAGGGAAUAUCAGCGGUGACCAUGUCCAAACCAUGGGGAGGUUGUGGGAUCAGUAUUGGCUGGUUAGUCUGUCGGGAUCGAUCCAUGAUUCAAACAUUGGUCGAUGUCCAAUACUUUGGAACCGCCUGCGUCAGUCGGGUUAGUGAAAUCCAAGGACGAAUGGUAUUGGCGGCAUCGUCUGCCAUUUUGAAGGACCGCAUGACAACCAUUCGACACAACAAGGCAUUGUUGCAAGAAUUCAUUGAAGUCAAAUAUGCCAAAUGGUUCUCGUGGAAUCGACCGAAUGCUGGAGCCAUUGCCUUUGUCAAAUUUCUUGGGCCUUGGACAUCGAACCAGUUCGGAGACGAGUUGGCCAAGGCUGGCAUUUCCAUCAAGCCUGCUUAUUGCUUUGCGGAUACUAUUCCUCCCGAGAUUCAGCAGUACUUUCGUGUUGGAUUUGGCGAACGAAGAAUGCCACUGGCUCUAGAGGCUCUCGGUGAGUUCGUUGAGAAACACCAAGACUCAUGGGGCAGUUGA